Salvelinus fontinalis (brook trout) is the source of this 2280-nucleotide messenger RNA. Its product is annotated as leucine-rich repeat and fibronectin type-III domain-containing protein 2-like. The transcript has 2 exons. The record is from RefSeq and is a predicted model, not a curated record. The coding region runs from base 345 to 1103 and encodes 252 amino acids. Lineage: Eukaryota; Metazoa; Chordata; Actinopteri; Salmoniformes; Salmonidae.
CUCUCUCUCUCUCUCUCCUCUCUCUGUCUCUCUACCCCUCUCUCUCGCUCCCUUUCUCUCGCUCUCCCUCUCUCUCUCUCCUCUCUCUGUCUCUCUACCCCUCUCUCGAUCUCUCUCUUCUCUCUCUACCUCCCUCUCUCAAUCUCUCUCUCUUUUGUUUCAUCCUUCUCUCUAAAAGGUAUCUACGCUACUUUAAUUGAAAUGCUUAACUGUAUAUUACACUUAAAUAAAUACAAAAAUACAAUAAUAAUGUAGUAGUUGUUAAAUAAUUAAAAAAGAUAACGUAUAAAUACCUUUCAUUCUUUUUCUUUCCCAGGAUCCUCCCUUCUACCAGUAACAGUUUCAUGUUGAAGAACCUGGUAUCUGGAGCGGACUACAACUUGUGUGUCCUGGCCAUCUUUGAUGACAAAGUCACCUCUUUGGCAGCUACCAAGGUUCUUGGCUGCGCCCAGUUUAGCACUAAAGAACUCUACCCAGAAUGCCGAUCUCUACAGACCCACUUCCUGGGAGGAACCCUGACAAUACUUGUGGGAGGCGUUGUCGUGGUAACGCUGCUGGUGUUCACCGUGGCGCUGAUGGUGCGUCACCGUGUCUGCAGUAACCAGGACGACCACUGUCACCCCGGGGAUGAUAGUGAUGAGUUGGCGUGUUGCCAGGGCGGGUCAUUAGGGAGUCCGGUGAAAGAGGCGACGGCCGGAGGUGGCGGAGGAGUCUACGGCCAAUCGGAUGGCAACGGAGAUGUGAUGAUGGUGGUCUUGCCCAAUGGGCUGCCUUCAAAGCAGAGAGGGGGCAGGAUGAAGGAGAGAGGAAAAGAGAAAAAGAAGGACAAAGAGAAGGGAAACGAGGGCGAGAAAGGAGGGACCGACGUACCUCCUAAGGUACCCCCCAAACCAAAACCCCAAACUCUCCCCAGGCCUAGCAGGGAGGGAGAGAAGGGGGGAGGGCAGGGAGGGAGAGAAGGGGGGAGGACAGGGAGAGAGAGAAGGGGGGAGGACAGGGAUGGAGAGAAGGGGGGAGGACAGGUGGACAUGACGCUAGCAGUGAGAGACACCUUCCUCCCUACACUCCCAAAACAGACUCUCUCUACAACUCUCCUGUCAUAAGCUCCUCCCCCUCAACCCUCCCCCGCCAAUCACGAGGUGGGAGGGCUAGGCUCUGCCCAGAUGUAGUAAUAAUUGGUGGGGCCAAACGGGCAAGCUUCACCCUGGAUAGGCUCCUGGGACAGGAUCUCCUUUCUGAUUGGAGGAUGAGACAUGGAGACAUAGUGGGCUGACUCGGAGAUAAAUGUAACUCUUCUCAGGCCUAUCAGAGCCCGGGAGCUCCGCUAAGACCCUCCCACAGCAUCGUGCCAAACGUAGCAACUCCCUCGACAUGGGGUUAUCUUCUUCUUCUGUUUCCAUCGCCGAGACAACGGUUACCACCCAGCGACAGUACGGCAGUCGCCAGGGUUACGCCAAGCGGUUGUCAGUGACUUGGACGAGGCGGAGCAAAUCACUGCAAGGAAUGUUGGUUGGUACACUCAGCAACAACCAGCGACCAGGGUAGUGGUGACGGGGAGUCAUCUAUAAUAUAAUACAUCCUAUAAUACAUCUAUAACAACACUGACUCUUACUCAGCGGUGACCAGAGUUGUCGUCAGGGGCAACGGGAAUAAGAGCGGGAGAGCAAAAGAGACAGAGAGAAAGAGGGAGAAAGAGCGAGAACGAGACAGAGAGAGAGAGGGACCCUCAGAGAUUUCUAGGGUUACAGAGAGGAAAUGUGUAGAGAGAGGGGGAGAUAGACAGAAGAGAGAGAGAGGUAGAAGAGAGAGAGAGGGAGAUAGAAGAGAGAGAGAGAGGGAGAUAGACAGAAGAGAGAGAGAGAGGGAGAUAGAAGAGAGAGAGAGAGAGGGAGAUAGACAGAAGAUAGAGAGAGAGGGAGAUAGAAGAGAGAGAGAGAGAUGAAUAGUGCGAUAGAGGGAAGAUGUAGGGGUUGAAAGUGGAGAAGAAAGAUUCUCACUUGUUCUGCCAAGGAGGCCUCCAGACUUGACCUGAAUUGGAUUUGAAAUAGAGGGAAUAUAGGAGAGAAAGAGAGAUGAGAGAGACAUGAGAGAGAUGACAGAUGUAAGCAUACGAAGAGAGAAACAAGAGAGAGGCGAGAGAGAAAGAGAGAAAAUUAAGAAUAUCUUUAUCUGAGGAUCUCUGCUUAAAAUAUAAAAUAUUUAGAAAUGCUGAGUUCAGAGGAGAGGAGAAAGAGAGGAAACAGAGAAAAUGUGUUAAACAGAAUGGAGAGAGAGAGAGAG